Molecule: messenger RNA, 1984 nt
Organism: Elaeis guineensis (African oil palm)
Lineage: Eukaryota; Viridiplantae; Streptophyta; Magnoliopsida; Arecales; Arecaceae
Source: RefSeq, a predicted model, not a curated record
UUGUGGUUGUUAGUGCGGUGUGGUGCAAGGGCUCGUAUCGCUAUUUCUAAUGGCUCUUUCCUUUUCCUGCCUUAUCGUCCCCUUCUUCAUCUUCUUCCUUUUUCCCAAUCUUUCUUGCCCAUGCCCAUCGAAUCUAACAUGCGGUGGUGUUUUUAUACCAAUAAGAUCUCCUUUCUACGCAGACGCCGCUCCUCCUGAAUGCAGAGAGCAUCACACGGUCUCGUGCGAGGGCUCCAUACCAAUCAUCCAAUUUUAUGGGCAUUGGCCCCCGUAUAUCGUGAAGAAAAUCAACUACACUGAUCGGUCAAUCAUAAUUCAGGACCAUGAGGUCAGGAAUAACUUGCAGAUACCAGAUUGCAUUUUCCUUUAUGAAUUUUAUCCCUCUAUUCCCCUACUCGAGACCACAUUCCUUCCUCCAUCUGUAAGACAGAACCAGUGCUCCAAUUGCAAAGGGGAUGAUUACGAUAUUUGCACCGACUUCUUCCAUGAACUCGAUUAUCGUAAUUUUUGCAAAGAUCACGAGAUCUACUUUUCCAGCAAAUUAGAGGAUGAAGGAUCUGGUCAGGAUGAGUGUCGGGCCAGUCGAAGCCCAUCGUUUGUAUGGAAGCUAUCCUUCACUUUCCAUUUCCAUCAUGGCCUUUUUCUACAAUUUGCCGCUAACUACUUGCAUCUGUGGGACAUUGACUGGGGUUGCUUCAAGCAUAAUACUGCAGGCAAUUCUAGGUGCCUUGGCGUUUAUGAAUGCCAAAGAAAAAGCAAUACGAGGACGAAGAUUGCAAUAGGAGUUGGAGUAGCCGUGGGUGGCUUGGUUGCUGUAGGCUUGCUCUGCCUUCUAUGGUACAAGCACAGUAAGAGGAAGCAGCGUUUGACCUCUUCAAUCCUGCUUGGCCCAGCUGCCUCUUCUGAGUCAUCCUUCAACAGAGGCCCCAAAUUGGGCAGCCCACAAUACCAAACCCCCAUCUUCUCAUACGAGGAGCAUGACGAGGCCACUAACGGCUUCAGUACCUCCAGAGAUCUUGGUGGCGGCGGCUUUGGUAUUGUUUACCAAGGAAAGCUCCGAGAUGGGCGUGUAGUCGCAGUCAAGCGACUCUAUAAUCACAACUUGAAGCAUGUCGAUCAGUUCAUGAAUGAGGUUGAAAUCCUCUCACGCCUUCGCCACCAGAACCUUGUCUCCUUCUACGGCUGCACCUCGCGCCGCAGCCGUGAACUUCUACUGGUGUAUGAGUACGUGCCCAAUGGCACUGUCGCGGAUCACCUCCAUGGCUCCCGUGCACAGGACCGAGCACUUACAUGGCCCAUCCGUAUGAGCAUUGCCAUUGAAACAGCUGAUGCGCUCGCCUACCUCCAUGCUGUCGAACCACAUUUUAUACACCGGGAUGUGAAGACCAGCAACAUCUUGCUUGACAGCAGCUUCCAUGUGAAAGUUGCUGAUUUUGGACUGUCACGGCUCUUCCCACUCGACGCCACCCAUAUAUCUAUCGGUCCGCAAGGCACCACGGGUUAUGUUGAUCCUUUCUAUCACCAGUGCUACCAGCUCACGGACAAGAGUGAUGUCUAUAGAUUUGGGGUAGUACUAGCAGAGCUUAUAUCAGCAAAACCGGCUGUCGACACCAAUAGGACACUUCAUGAGAUUAAUUUGUCCAACAUGACAAUUAGUAAGAUCCAGAAUUGCCAACUGGAGCAGCUGGUGGAUCCAAAUCUCGGGUAUCAGUCAGAUUGGGAGAUGAAGACGAUGAUCACCCUGGUGGCUGAGCUAGCAUUCAGGUGCUUGCAAUUAGAGAGGGAGAUGAGACCAACAAUUAAGGAGGUUCUGGAGGUGUUGAGAGAGAUAGGGAAUGGAGAGUGUAAGACCAAGAAAGUGGUGGAGGCUGAUGUUCCAGUGAGGGAAGACGCCAUCUUACUGAAAAAUGUUCUACCUUAUUCCCCCGAUUCUGAUAUGGGGAGAUGGGAAUGCAGGUCGACAACACCUCAUACUAGUGAGUGA